Messenger RNA from Phaedon cochleariae (mustard beetle), 2062 nucleotides. The record is from the annotation of a GenBank genome assembly. Lineage: Eukaryota; Metazoa; Arthropoda; Insecta; Coleoptera; Chrysomelidae.
GGGGUACUCGGUACUCUGUACUCGUUCUUCAAUUAUAAACAGUACCCGGUACCCGGUACUCGAGUACAAUUUAUCAGUACCCGGCCCAGCUCUGAUCACUACAACAAAUUCUCAAUGUGACCACUCCCUACUUCUAAACACUUCUCCAAUCUCCGCUUCACUUCUCUUACUGAAGCAUUGCGUAACAUUUCUCUAGAGAGUUCAUCGCAAGCAUUCCUGACUUCUUUUCUCAGAUGAUCCAAGUUAACAGAUGGUGUUCUGUGAACUUUAUUCUCCAAAAUUCCCCACGUGAAAAAAUCAAGUGAGGUCAACUCCGGUGAUUUAUACCAUUUAUACCCAUCCAAUGUUCUCCAUAAGUUUCAUUCAAAUAUUUUUGAACCAUUCUUGCUUUAUGCAGCGGAGCUCCGUCAUGCUGGAUCCACAUGUUUGCUCGAAGCUGCAAUGGCACAUUUUCGGGAAGCACAAGAAAAUGUUCUUGAAGAAAUUGCAAAUAUUGCUCACUAUUUGAAACUCCUUCGUUAAAAUAUGGAACAAUCAAAUGCCCGUUGAUAAUACCACACCAAACGUUAAUUACAAAAUGUCCUUGGUUUUCAAUAGGAUUGACGAAAUGUGGAUUUUCAGUAGCCCAAUAACGUUCAUUUCUUUCAUUGGGCUUACUUUUGCUCGAGUUCUGUUCACCCUGUACACCAUGGCCGCCAAACUUUUUAGCGACCUCAAGAUUAUCUUGUUCUCUUUCGGUUUGCUACAAAUAAUGUAUUUCGGGUCCUAGACAUACAAACAACUAUCAUUAUUGUUGAAGGGGUUCAUUUGUAAGACAUUAAGUACCUAUAGUGUUAACGUUUUUCGUCAGAUUCCUAUAUCAUCACAAUGAUUUCCUUUUGAGAACAGAUAAAUGAAUGCAAAUACAACUCCGAAGUACGAAUGUAACAAUAAGAACAAUAUAAGUCGUCGUAUUCAACUAGGAAUUUUCGUAACAUUCAGAAACUUUAACAAAAUUAAUAUAUCAUAAUGUUAAGCGUUACCCAAGCAAAACAUAUUUUGACCCGCGGGUCACCGCAGAUACAAGUUAGUAAGGUUGUUAUUGAGCAUGUACUUACUAUGAAGUAGUCGCUUAUUAUUUUUCUCGUUGCACAUUAGUAAACCGUGGGUGGUUACAGAAUUCGAAAAAUUGUAAAAGCGAGUGCUGAUUAACACAAGUGAAAUUGCUGAUUGAUAGUUUUCUGUGUUCUUAUAGUACACUUUCGUCCAACCCUUCGGACUUUGUAUUCAGGUGCGCAGAAGUCUCAAAAAGUGCAGCUUCGACGAAUAUCAUAAGCGCCACGACGCUCCACCAGAAGAUCAUGUUGCUUUGCAGAGAUAUCAGGCGUCAGAUUCUCGUUUAACUCGUGAACUUCGGGAAAGUUGCGUGUUGGUUUCAACGAAUUGAACUUUAUCAGAUUCUCGGUGGUUGGAGUUGGAAAAUCAUCAAAAACUGCAAAUUAUCCACCGAUAUAGUUGAUUCAUUGGUUCUCGCGCUGUGGAUGUGCGAAGAAAAGAUGUGUGCACCAAUAAUGGCUGAAUUGGAACAAGUGGAUUUCCACCAAUAGAAGUAAAAUUCAUCAAGAUGACGAAGCUAAUCCAUGUGGACAUCGAUGAGACAGUCCAGGACCACAGGAACCUGUUGGACUGGUCCAAAACAAAUGAAACCGGUGGAGCUCAGCACCAUCUGCCGAUCAACAUGCGUUUCAACGACGGACACAGGCUCUCUAUAACAGUGUACAGUGUGUUGAUGGUGUUUUCGGCAGUUGCGAACAUAACGGUGCUAGUGUUGUUGGUGAAAAGACGAAAAAAGAGUCCAUCGAGGAUCAACAUGAUGCUGAUGCAUUUAUCUAUAGCUGAUUUGCUGGUAACGUUCCUCAUGAUGCCUUUGGAAAUAGCGUGGGCUUCAACUGUGCAGUGGAAAGCUGGUGAUGCCAUGUGCAGAAUAAUGAUGUUCUUCAGGACAUUCGGACUUUAUUUGUCCAGCUUUGUACUCAUAUGUAUAAGUGUCGAUAGGCAAGUAUUGGAUUAUUCUUAUUCGUAG